GCUCCCCGACAGCAGUCUGCUGGCGGGCCCGGUCGGCGGCGGCAGCGGGGUCGGCUCCUGACCUCAGCGGGGCAGUGACAGGGACAGGGGCUAUCUCAGAGGUCAGCUGCGGUGGUGCUUGAGCGGUCCGAGUGAGAAGCCACUCACCAUGCUGUCAGUGGUGCUGGUGUCUGCUCUGGUGAUGGUGACGCAGUCAGCUUUCGUCACCGCUGACCAAUGUGAGCAGAUCACUAUACCACUGUGCAAGGACCCUGAUGCCGGUUUGGGGUACAACCGAACAAGCCUGCCCAAUCUACUGGGUCAUGAGACUCAGGACGAGGCCGGCCUGGAAGUGCACCAGUUCUUCCCUCUGGUCAAAGUGGAAUGUAGUUCUCACCUCCAGCCCUUAUUGUGUCUCGUGUACGCGCCGGCAUGUCACGACCCUUCCGUCCCUCCCAAAAAGCCGUGCCGCGAACUGUGUGAAGAGGCGUUCGCCGGCUGCGAGCCUCUGAUGAGGAAGUUCGGCUUUCGGUGGCCAGCGCGUCUGGAGUGCAGCUCGUACCCGUCGCGGCAGAGUGGUGAGGAGUGCGCGGCGCCUGGCAUGGACCGGGCCGUGCCGACGGGGGACGGCGGGUCCUCGGUCACGGUGCCGCCACCGGGCCCGGUCACACCGUCAGAACAGAGCUGUCCGUGCAGCCAGCAGACGGCCUCAGCGGCCCAGUCGGCGGUGCAGGCGCUCACAGACAGCCUGGAGAGGGCGCUCAGCGCCGCCGAGGGGCUGCAGCAGCUGCAGCGCGAGACGCUCAACAUGCAGCAGGCCAACUUGAGGCUGGAGACGGAGAAGCUGGAGUUGGAGAUCCAGCUGCUGCGGCGUCGGCUGAUCGGCUGAGUCAGCUGGGUGGAACUGAGUCGACAUGCUGAGCGGAACUGAGCCGUCCGCUGAGCGGAACUGAGCGGACGGCCAUGGGCGGAGGUGGACACACCAGAGGUGUUAAUUGGAAUUAGUGGUGUCCACGCCAAACUGGGUCGAGCUUUGAGCAUAACGAAAAUCCGUGUUAAGUGUUAACUAAUAAAAGGUCAAAACCUACAUGGACAAUGGA
Messenger RNA from Amphibalanus amphitrite, 1079 nucleotides. RefSeq names its product frizzled-7-like. NCBI's taxonomy places the organism in Eukaryota, Metazoa, Arthropoda, Thecostraca, Balanomorpha, Balanidae. The coding region runs from base 149 to 868 and encodes 239 amino acids. The record is from RefSeq and is a predicted model, not a curated record. Gene Ontology annotation, cellular component: plasma membrane. Gene Ontology annotation, biological process: canonical Wnt signaling pathway; non-canonical Wnt signaling pathway. The transcript has a single exon. Gene Ontology annotation, molecular function: Wnt-protein binding; Wnt receptor activity.